Messenger RNA from Nematolebias whitei (Rio pearlfish), 1323 nucleotides. It is a transcript of the gene rab3il1, whose product is annotated as RAB3A interacting protein (rabin3)-like 1. Gene Ontology annotation, cellular component: Golgi to plasma membrane transport vesicle. Gene Ontology annotation, biological process: exocytosis. The record is from RefSeq and is a predicted model, not a curated record. The coding region runs from base 288 to 1085 and encodes 265 amino acids. Gene Ontology annotation, molecular function: guanyl-nucleotide exchange factor activity. The transcript is spliced from 9 exons. Lineage: Eukaryota; Metazoa; Chordata; Actinopteri; Cyprinodontiformes; Rivulidae.
UAGAUCUGGAUCCUGAGCCCGAGCCCAGAGUGGAGGGACGAGGCCAGGUCGGGUCCACUUCAGGCAGACAUCAUGCCGAGCUCUCCCGGCUGCGCAGCUCCUCGCUGGAAAUUAAAGAAAAAGAAAUAAGAGAAAAGGGGUCAGAGAUCCUGAGGGAGCAACUGGACGCAGCAAAGAGGGAACUGAAACUAAAAGAUAAGGAGUGUGAGCGUCUGUCACAAGUCAGGAAUCAGCUGGAGCAGGAGCUGGAGGAGCUGACGGCCAGCCUGUUUGAGGAAGCUCAUAAGAUGGUGCGUGAAGCUAAUGUGAAACAAGCAGCAGCAGAGAAACGACUGAAGGAGGCUCAGGGGAAGAUCGAUGUUCUGCAAGCAGAGGUGACUGCGCUCAAAACCCUGGUGUUGACGUCCACGCCCUCCUCACCCAACCGCCAGCUGCACCCUCAGCUGCAGUCUGCAGGGUCCCGGGGAUCGUACAAACACGGCGGGGGCCAUGUCCGCAACAAGAGCAUCAGCGGAGCCUUUCAAACUUUGUCGACUAAAUCAGAAGCUCCCGCUGUUUCUAAGCAGUCUGUGGUUCAAGAGGAGAGAGAGAUGGACUCCAUUCUGUUCGCAGAGUUUUUGCUGUGGAAGGAACAGCCGAGCCUGGACCGAUCCUCCGCCUUCCUCGGUCGCAUUUACAAAGAAGACAUCGGACCCUGCCUGUCCUUCACUAGAUCAGAGCUGGCCCAGCUGGUUCAGAGCGCAGUGGAGAGCAACUCUUUAACCAUCGAGCCUGUGGCCGUGUCAGCGCUACCGAUGGUCAAAGCUUCUGCUUCAGAGCGUGGAGGUCCGAAAAAAUGUGCAUUAAGCGGUUUGUCACGAAUCUGUCGACAUCGCAUCAAACUGGGUGACAAGGAGAACUACUACUACAUCUCUCCCUCCAGCAGAGCACGGAUCACGGCCGUAUGCAACUUUUUUACUUAUAUUCGGUACAUCCAGCAAGGUCUGGUGAGACAUGAUGUGGAGCAGAUGUUUUGGGAGGUGUUGCGUCUUCGCAAAGAGAUGACUGUCGUCAAGUUGGGUUUCUACAACCCAGACCAGGGCUAGAAGACCUGAGAGUCCAUCAGAACACCCAGCAGCUCAUCACAGAACUCUCAGUAGCUGUGCUCGCACACCACAGGUCUUGGAUCAGUUUUUGUUCAAGGUGCACAUCUGAGGUUCACCAACAAGCUGAAAAUAUCCCAGUGCCACUUUUUUUAUAUGCGAUCAGGACAGAAUCAAACUAUCAGGGCAGGAAAAUGCAGAUAAAUAAAAUAAUGUACCAAGUAAUUUUAAAUAUAUUCUG